AUGUCGAUAUGGCUUGUUCUGGUUGCCAUAGCAACCCCGUCGAGCGGCGUGGAAUGUAACGUUCCGAGCGAAACCCCCUGGAGGGGAUUUGCGGUGAGUUUUUCGCGGGAAUGGCGGAUUGAUGCCGCGUGCAGUACAUACUUCGAUUGUUACGGCGUCAACGCAACACUGGAGAACAUUGCACAACUCUGUCCUGUAGAAAUGCAAGAAGGCGACUCCCUGUAUUUGAAUUCUUCAUCAAACCCCUUUUUCCCGGAGGUAAAAGCUGUCAACGUGUCAGAAACUGACUUCGUCAACUGCCCUACUGAUUAUACACAAGACCAGCUCCUAUUUGGCAACACUUCUACAGCAGGAAUGUCGCUGCUCGUAGAUUCAAGAUUCCUCGCAGUCGGAGUGAACUAUUUCGCACAAGUUCCAGACGACAGUUCUCUUUUCGGCCGAUGCGAUUUGGGGUUGAGACUUAAUGUCACGGUAAAAACGAGAGAUUGUGAACCGACGAGUGCAGACCCGGAAUGCAGCAGGAACGGUCGUUGCGUGACACGGCCUCAAGAGGCGACGUACAGCUGUGCGUGUGAGGACGGUUUUCUCGGAGUCUACUGUGGGGAGCAGGAUGGUUGCUAUGGCAACCCGUGCCUGUACGGUACAUGUGAGGAUGUGCAGGAAGGACUGAGCGGAAAUGACUACACCUGUGUCUGUAAGAACUGUUCAGAGCUGAUAGACUUGUGCACAGAGGGCGUGUGUAACAACGGCACCUGUGUGAACGGUACUACUACAGACAGCCACUACUGCGUCUGCCACCCAGGCUAUACUGGUCCUACUUGCAACAUCAUCAUCGACUUGUGCGAAUCAUCCCCCUGCGAAAACAGUGCUACCUGUACUCCUGUCAUACCACUGGACUACAGCUGCGAAUGUGUGGCUGGUUUUACAGGCAAGGAUUGCGAGGUGGACAUAAACGAGUGCGGGUCCAACCCGUGUAGUAACCGCGCCACGUGCGUUGACCUCGUCGACGGUUACAACUGCGUUUGCACGGAAGGUUACUCGGGAGAAGAGUGUGACGUCGAAAUCAACUUCUGCGAGUCACAACCCUGCAAGAACGAGGGAACAUGCAACCGUGUACUGAACGGCUACACGUGUACGUGUGCGUCGGGUUUCACCGGGCCAACAUGCGAAAUACCGGACCAUCAGUGUGAGAGCGACACGUGCCAAAAUGGCGGACAGUGCUUCCCGGUCCCUAACGGAUUCGAGUGUCUUUGUCAGCCGGGCUGGACAGGAGAUUUUUGUGAUGAACGUCAGAACUACUGUGUGGACAUUAACCCUGACGUGUGUCAGAACGGAGGAAUAUGUCAGGAUACGAGCCUGCCGGAUGGACCGCCCAGCUACAACUGCACCUGUUUGCCUGGGUGGCAGGGUAGAGACUGUGAGGUGGAGACAGAUGAGUGUGAAUCGGACCCCUGCUUAAAUGGAGGAACUUGCUUCGAGGCUUUCAACUACUUCAACUGUACAUGUGUGCUUGGUUACAAUGGAACCCAGUGUGAGAACAACAUCGAUGCCUGCGAGCUCGGCGGUACACCGGAGGAGAAAUGUCUGAACGGCGCGACGUGUCUGGACUCAGACAUCGGGCUGGAGUACACCUGUCUGUGUGUCCCAGGGUUCAUAGGUUCCAACUGUAGCGAGGAGGUUUUGGAAUGUGAGUCGGAACCGUGCCAGAAUAGCGCCACCUGCCUGGAUCUGAUUGGUCGAUACGAGUGUAACUGUACUGACGGGUUCUACGGUGUCAACUGUGAGAGCGACAAGGACUGGUGCGAAGAUGAGCCCUGCUACAACAGUGGUACCUGUAUCACAGUGCUGGGCUGGUACCGUUGCGAGUGCGCCCCUGGCUGGUCGGGCGAGAACUGCACCGAGAACAUCGACGAGUGUGUGAACAACACCUGCCAGAACGGAGCCACCUGCCAAGACCAGAUAGCCUCCUACAGCUGUGAAUGUGCUGUGGGUUUCAACGGUACGUACUGCGAGAACAACAUCGACGACUGUGUCUCCGUUCCGUGUCAAAAUGGCGGCACUUGCCACGAUCAAGUCAACGACUUCAGCUGCACUUGCGCUCCUGGUUUCACGGGGAAGGAUUGCUCCACUGACAUCGAUGAUUGCGAAUCUUCGCCAUGUGAAAACGGCGCCACCUGUACGGACUUGGUCAACGACUACAACUGCACUUGUGCUCCAGGAACUGUUCGGUAA
Messenger RNA from Branchiostoma floridae (Florida lancelet), 2232 nucleotides. RefSeq names its product fibropellin-1-like. The transcript is spliced from 10 exons. Bases 1 to 2232 code for a protein of 743 amino acids. The record is from RefSeq and is a predicted model, not a curated record. Lineage: Eukaryota; Metazoa; Chordata; Leptocardii; Amphioxiformes; Branchiostomatidae. Gene Ontology annotation, molecular function: calcium ion binding.